Molecule: messenger RNA, 441 nt
Organism: Suillus plorans
Lineage: Eukaryota; Fungi; Basidiomycota; Agaricomycetes; Boletales; Suillaceae
Exons: 3
Coding region: 1-441 (146 amino acids)
Source: RefSeq, a predicted model, not a curated record
AUGGAUGAAGAGGACGGACUGAGGAAACGGUAUAACGAAGCUACUCAGUGGGCACUCACUGGAGAGCCCUUACUGAGUGAUGGUGCUCUCUGGACGAUUGACGGGGGAAAAGCCAAGGCUGUUCAUGGACCGAAGAAGGAUAUGAAGCUUGUCGUCGACUUUAACCAUCGUCAAAAUCACGCUUUUCCGAUGUGGCGUAGAACAGGUCCAUGGUUCGAAAGUGACACCCAAGACGCCUUCUGGGACGAAACCUUCUCCACAUGGACAGACACAAAACCCAAAGGCCCCUUCCAUCUCUACAACGCAGACAUAUUUGGAUACCCCUUGGAUUCGCCGACUUCUCUCUACGGCUCGAUCUCGCUCAUGGAUGCGCAUUCUGCAACGCCGACGGUGGCUAUUUUCAAUGCCAUUGCUUCGGAAACAUGGAUCGAAUUGGAGUGA